UCUCUUCCCCUCUUCCCCACCCUUAUGCACACGACUUUCCCAUGUGCGAAAACUGAAGAUUCCUUGAAUCAAGGAAACAGCCGCAAAUGGUCGUUUCCUGCACCGAUCGCCCUGCCUUUGCAUAUCCCGCCGCGCAACCUGUGCCGACGCAUGUCUUGGACUCUUUCGCAUGCGCGCGGCGGGAAUGCAGGGGACGUCUGCAGAUGACCCUCUGGCGGCUUUGCUCCCUACACCAUCUUGUGCCCAUCAUGUGUCAAGGGCGGGCCCUAGAGGAGGCGGCGAGGCUGGGAGAGGUCAUUUUGUGCAUCAGCAUUUGGGUGGGCGUUGCUCGUUUGGGGUUGGGGGACAUAGAUGGUGGGUGGGCUGCAGGUGUCGGUCGCGGGGUGCAGGUUCGUGAGGCGGGCAGUAGACUACUUGCAAGAUGCAUGGCGUUCGGUAUAAGUAUCUCUACUAUCCAUUUCCAUUUUAUUCCUUUCCUCUCUGCCCAUUUCUUGGUGCUGCUCCAAGGGAACUGUCGGGGUUAGAGCAUUUGGGUUUCCUUCGUUUCCCGUCCGCCUCAUUAACCAUUCUGGCCUCUCCCACCAGGCAAACGCUUGCACACACUCAAGGCAGCACCCACCACCUUCUUGUCACUGUUGUCUCAGUCCUAUGAUUCACACACCCUUCCCACCGGGUACUUUGACUGACAUACUGCGCCUCGGUCAUUAGCCGUCACGGUGUACGCACGGGAACUUGAAUAUCCAAGGUUGACGAGAGGCCGCCUGCAGCUGUCACGUAUAUAAUCACUGAAUCACUGAGGCGCGGUGACA
Messenger RNA from Westerdykella ornata, 809 nucleotides. RefSeq lists its product as uncharacterized. Lineage: Eukaryota; Fungi; Ascomycota; Dothideomycetes; Pleosporales; Sporormiaceae. Bases 87 to 524 code for a protein of 145 amino acids. The record is from RefSeq and is a predicted model, not a curated record. The transcript has a single exon.